Molecule: messenger RNA, 381 nt
Organism: Symbiodinium sp. CCMP2456
Lineage: Eukaryota; Dinophyceae; Suessiales; Symbiodiniaceae
Source: the annotation of a GenBank genome assembly
AUGGCUUCGUUUAUGCCCAGGGCUAAGGAUGUCAUAACCGAGGAGGACAUUCAAGCUUGGGUUUCUGCCGGUGUCCGUGCGGCGAUGCCUCUCAUGAAUUCCGAGACUCGCGAGAUUCUUCUCUUUGCAAUGCGGGAACACCAGCGCAUUCUGGAAGAACAGACCCGAGCCAUGCGGCGAACCCUGGAGGUUCAGUCAGGGGCCAUGCAGCACACGAUCGAGACACAAGGCAGGCAGGUCACACGCUUGAUCGCCUUCGGUGGUCUGACGGCCAUCUUCUCCAAGUUCUGGCAGGACGUUCCCCCUUGGCUUCGGGACAAGCGAUGGUCAAUUGCGGCGGCUUACGGCCUAGGUGUGCUUGCGAUCAUCUUUGGGAUCUAA